AUGCAUCAGAAGGAGUAAGUAGCACAGCAGGAAGUGUCUAAGUGUCAAUUCAAAGUCAGAUCUGUCUGUGCUGAGCUCCGAGAACCUGGGAACAUGGGUCUAGCCCUGGCACUACUCGUCAUCAUGGCGGCAAUCUUUAUUGCCCUGUUUUUUCUGCUAGUGGCCGGAAUCAUUUAUUUUGAUUUUGCAAAUUCAGACAUUCCUGCAGGGAUUGCCAACCCCUGCAAGCUUCGGACCAUUCACUGCAUCUCCAUUGGAACAGCUAUGGUGGGGAAAAUACUCCAGAAUAUGCUUAUAUGCAGUCAGCUGGACUUCACCCGACUCGUCAGAGAUAAACUGCUGGCCAGAAAUUCGGGAGACGAUCCCAAACUCUUCAUCAAAAACCUGCAGAUGGAAGGGAUUCCUGUCAGAGUUUACCAGCCCAGAUCGCCAUCUGCUGGCGGGAAGAAGGGGAUCAUAUUCUUCCAUGGAGGAGGAUGGAUGUUCGGAAGUAUUGAUUCCUAUGACAAAUUAUGUCGCUACAUCUCCAAAGGGACAGAAUCUGUGGUUGUCUCUGUCGGGUACCGCCUGGCACCAGAACACCGGUACCCAGCAGCAUUUGAUGACUGUCUCAGUGUCACAAGUCACUUCCUGAAGAGUGCGCAGGAAUACGGAGUUGACUCAUCCUCAGUUAUAAUAAGUGGAGACAGUGCAGGGGGCAAUCUUGCGGCUGCUGUUUGCCAAGCCUUGGUGAGCAGGACAGAUCUUCCAAAGCCUCUGGCCCAGGUGCUGAUAUACCCAGCAGUCCAAGCAGUUGACUUUCACUUGCCUUCAUAUACACAGAACUGUGCAGUGCCUAUUUUGUACAGAGAACGAGCAGCCUUCUACAUGUUAAACUACUUGGAAGGCAACUUAUCUAUGAUGGAAGAAGUACUGGAUGGAGACCAUGUUCCUGUUGAUAUGAAACAGAAGUUCAGGAAGUGGUUAAGUCCAAAAAAUAUUCCUGAUGAGUUUAAAGCCAGGGGCUAUAAACCUCGUGUCAUGACCUCACAUUCCGAGGAGGUCUAUGAAGUUCACAAGCAAGCACUUGAACCUCACUUCUCUCCCUUGCUGGCUGAGGACUCCACAAUUUGUCUUCUACCAAACACCUACAUUUUAACAUGUGAAUUUGACGUUCUCCGCGAUGAUGGAAUACUCUAUAAGAAACGCCUGGAAGACAAUGGAGUCCCAGUUACCUGGUACCAUGUUAAAGAUGGAUUCCAUGGUAUAAUUAGUUUUUUUGACAACGGAAAACUUUCAUUUGAAUCUGGAAAGUUAGCUGUCGAUAACAUUGUAAACUUUAUGAAUAGUGUUUGAUAUUUCAUUUUAGGCAAUACUCACAAUAGGACAUCACCCAAAGUGAUGUCAAGGUGGAGUUAACCAGUUCUCAGCGUCGUAAAUUGAUCAAUACAAGACCUACAUUUGGUUAAAGGAUCAAUGAAAAUUACACAGUAGUCAUUAAUUUGUUUGCCCUAACAAGAAGUGAUUAUGUUUUCAAAUGUGAAGUUAUGCGAAGUGCAAUAAAGCUCGUUCAAAACAAA
Molecule: messenger RNA, 1559 nt
Organism: Pseudophryne corroboree (corroboree frog)
Lineage: Eukaryota; Metazoa; Chordata; Amphibia; Anura; Myobatrachidae
Product: arylacetamide deacetylase-like 4
Exons: 4
Coding region: 94-1335 (413 amino acids)
Cellular component (GO): membrane
Molecular function (GO): lipase activity; carboxylic ester hydrolase activity
Source: RefSeq, a predicted model, not a curated record